Saprolegnia diclina VS20 is the source of this 524-nucleotide messenger RNA. RefSeq lists its product as hypothetical. The transcript has a single exon. Lineage: Eukaryota; Oomycota; Saprolegniomycetes; Saprolegniales; Saprolegniaceae. The record is from RefSeq and is a predicted model, not a curated record. Bases 6 to 458 code for a protein of 150 amino acids.
UCAGCAUGGCACCCAGCAAGCCCAGCAAGCUCCGAGCGUGGUGGCAGCGGACGCUGGCCUCGGUCGGCCCGUGCAAGCAGCCAUCAACCAAGGUGGCGCCAAGCAAGGCGCGGUACAUCUGCACGUGCGUCUCGCUCAACGCGCUGGCGACACGGCGCGGCGCGGCCCCGAUCCGCUACGACGCGCCGACAACACCCAUCAUGCUGCCGCGCGAGUUUACCGCCGAGGCCAAGAAUCUCUCGGUCGUCGGCGGCAAGCGCGUGCCGUUCUGCCCGACUCAGACCGCGCGCAUGAAGAGCCGACGUGCAACGACCACGUUUGCUGCGAUCGCCGAAGACGCGACGACGUCGGGCGGCCAAAUCGUGUGCCCUGGCUGCGCCGCGCGCGCGCGCCUGAGUGCAUCCGUCACGCACUGCGCCGAGCUCGACGACGACGACGACUCGGACGAAGAGUACUAACUUAUGGGCCCAUCGCGACACUAGAUUAUUGGCUAUAAUGCACCACCUAUUUAUCUUGUCUCUUGC